AUGGGUCGCUCCAAACGCAGCCUCACCAACCCUCUGCGCCGGGACUCGACCGUCGGUUCCGCGGCGCCUACCUCAUCCCACAACCGGUCCGCCUCGUCCGUCGCUGAGCGCGCUCCGCAGCUGCCUGAGAUUUACCUGGAGCCGCUCGACUUUACCGUGUUGCGGGAGAAGAGGGUAUCGCGGGCGUCGUCGGUCAGGACCAACCCCGAUGCCGCCGGCCCCGGCGGCCUCGACAUGUUUGACGUGCGCCUCUCGUACAAUGCCGCCCGCCGCAGCCUGAUUCGCGACAAGGACGAGGUGCCCGACUUUUCCGGGCUCGGCGAGGAGCACGUGCCGGCAGUGCCGCAGCUGCCGGUGGACCUCCGCACGAUGCACUCGUCCAAGAUGAAGGAGGUCCUGGGCAUGGAUCCCGGCGAGGAGACGGACGGGGGCCGCGACGGCUCGUACACGCCCGAGUCGGUGCUCAAGGUGGCAGGGGAGGAGGAGGAGGAGCCCGAGUACAUUCACGGUUGGCGGCUGGGUAGUGUCAUGCUGGCGAUUACGCUGGCGUGUUUCUUGUACUUGUUGGAUGUGUCUAUUCUAGUCACUGCUAUCCCCAAAAUUACGAGUGAUUUCCACUCGCUCAUGGAUAUUGGCUGGUAUGGUGCGACUUACAACCUGGCAAGUGCCGCUCUGCAACCACUGUCUGGAAAGUUCUACACCUAUUUCCACGCCAAGUGGACCUUUCUCGUCUUCUUCCUCGUCUUCGAGCUCGGCAACCUGGUCUGCGGCCUGGCCACGUCGUCCACCAUGAUCAUCAUCGGCCGCACCAUUGCCGGCGCCGGCGCGUCCGGCCUCACCAACGGCAGCUUCGCCAUCGUCACGGCCUGCGCGCCGAUGGAGAAGCGGCCGCAGCUCAUGGGCAUACUCAUCGGCGUCUGCCAGAUGGGCCUCGUCGCCGGCCCGCUCAUCGGCGGCGCCUUGACCGAGUUUACCAGCUGGCGGUGGUGCUUCUACAUCAACCUGCCCGUCGGCGCCGUCACCAUCGUCGCCUUCCUCGUCACAAACAUUCCCGACAAACGCAAGUACGUGCAGAGCCCGGGCAGGCUGACGCUCCAAAAGAUGGACAUGCUCGGCUUCGUGCUCUUUGCGCCCGCGGCCGUCAUGAUCCUGCUGGCGCUCGAGUUUGGCGGCAAUAAGUAUGCGUGGAGCUCGCCGACGAUUAUCGGCCUUUUUGUCGGCGGCGCCAUCGAGGUUGUGCUCUUCCUCUUGUGGGAGCGUCGCGCGGGUAUGACGGCCAUGAUCCCCCUGCCCAUCAUCGGCAAGCGAGAGGUGUGGACCGCCUGCGUAGCCAGCAUGUUCAUGUUUUCGACCAUGUUGGGUGCCGGAUACUACCUGCCCGUCUACUUCCAGACCGUCCGUGGCCUCUCGCCUCUUCGCAGCGGCAUCUCCAUGCUGCCCGCCAUCGUGACACAGCUUGUUGCCACUGUUGUUUGUGGCGGCCUGGUGCAGCGUGUCGGCUACUAUCUACCUUUUAUGAUUCUGAGUGCUGUCAUCAUCGCCGUUGCAAACGGCCUUAUCUCCACAUGGGGCCUUCACACUCAUACGCUGGUUUGGGCUGGCUUCCAAGUUCUCCUUGGUAUCGGUCGCGGUAUGGCAUUCCAGAUGCCCAUCAUUGCCAUCCAAGCACAUACACCCCCGGCGCUGGCUUCUGUCGCCACUGCCACAAUGGUCCUGUUCCAGACCUUCUUUGGCUCCGUCUUCCUGGCCAUCGUCAACACGCUCUUCAACACCAAGCUGAAGCAAGAGUUGACCACGCGCCUGCCUGAAAUCGGCGCCGACAAGAUUAUCAAUGCCGGUGCUGCCGACAUCGGGAGCGUUGUCCCUGCAGACAAAAUUGAUCAAGUUCUAGAAUCGUACUCUCUAGGUGUAAACGAGGUGUUUUACGCCAUCGCAGCAAUCUGCGUGUGCAUGUUCAUCUUUUCCUGGGGUACCGGCUGGACCGACAUUCGCAAGAAGCCGGAGAAAGAGAAGGGCGAUGUUUGA
Molecule: messenger RNA, 2025 nt
Organism: Cordyceps militaris CM01
Lineage: Eukaryota; Fungi; Ascomycota; Sordariomycetes; Hypocreales; Cordycipitaceae
Product: MFS multidrug transporter, putative
Exons: 3
Coding region: 1-2025 (674 amino acids)
Biological process (GO): transmembrane transport
Molecular function (GO): transmembrane transporter activity
Source: RefSeq, a predicted model, not a curated record